UGAGCAGGUGGACUGCAAAGUCAGAAGACAGAUCAGAGACAGAUCAGGGGUCGGUCGUCUGGCAGCGGCAGGCUUGUCCCACUGGAUCCCUGUCCUCCAGACAUGGCCCCAGGCCCCCUGGAUCUCCAGCCCUGUGGCCCUUAGGGGGUGCACACAGCUUAGGUGCCGCCACUCCAGGGCCCGGCACAGCCGGCCGCUGGCAAGAACAUGGAGACAGUGGCCCCAGCUGUGGACCUGGUGCUGGGCGCCUCGGCCUGUUGCCUGGCCUGCGUCUUCACCAACCCCCUGGAGGUGGUGAAGACGCGGCUGCAGCUGCAGGGGGAGCUGCAGGCCCCUGGCACCUAUCCUCGGCACUACCGGGGCUUCGUGGCCUCCGUAGCCGCUGUGGCCCGUGAAGACGGGCUGUGCGGCUUGCAGAAGGGACUGGCCGCCGGCCUCCUCUACCAGGGCGUCAUGAACGGCGUCCGCUUCUACUGCUACAGCCUCGCCUGCCAGGCUGGCAUCACCCAGCAGCCAGGUGGCACUGUGGUUGCAGGUGCUGUGGCUGGGGCAUUGGGAGCUUUCGUGGGGAGCCCUGCUUACCUGGUCAAAACUCAGCUGCAGGCUCAGACGGUGGCUGCAAUAGCCGUGGGGCACCAGCACCACCACCAGAGCAUCCUGGGUGCCAUGGAGACCAUCUGGCGACAGCAGGGCCUGGCAGGGCUGUGGCGGGGCGUGGGAGGGGCUGUGCCCCGAGUCAUGGUGGGCUCUGCUGCCCAGCUGGCCACCUUCGCCUCUUCCAAGGCCUGGGUACAGGAGCAACAGUGGCUCCCAGAGGACAGCUGGCUGGUGGCCCUGGCUGGAGGCAUGAUCAGCAGCGUAGCUGUGGUUGCAGUCAUGACCCCCUUCGAUGUGGUCAGCACGCGGCUAUACAAUCAGCCUGUGGAUGGAGCUGGCAGGGGCCGGCUGUACAGGGGCCUUGCUGACUGCCUGGUGAAGACCUGGCGGCUGGAGGGCCCCCUGGCGCUCUACAAGGGUCUGGGCCCCGCCUACCUGCGCCUGGGCCCCCACACCAUCCUCAGCAUGCUUUUCUGGGAUGAGCUCCGGAAACUGGCUGGGCGGAGCCAGCGCCAGGGCACCUAAUUGGCAUCCCUUGCCCCCGAAUCGUGGAGCAGCCCAGCACCUGGUGCCAGCUGGGAAUGCGGUCUCAGAGCUGGCCACAGGCCCCGGCACUGCCACAGGCCUGAUGAGAGUGUGGACAGCUCUGGUCAACCCGGCCCCGUGGCCCACCGACCCGCUCCAAAUCACCACCCUCUUUGUUCUCCAGAAAGUUCUCUUCCCUUCCUUCUCUGUGUGGGGUUGCCUUGUCCCAUAGCCUCCUCAUCGUUAUGAUAACUGCUCCCAAGCAUCACCAGGAGCUGGGUCUCUUACACGCCUCAGCUCGCUUCGUCCUCAAACAACAGUGUGACACAGUAAAAUCCUCUGUUGCUCAUGAGGAAGCUGAGGCUCAGAAAGGUGAGGUGCUUUGACCAAAGUCACACAGCUUUGAAGUGGCAGUGCCAGGACUGGAGCGUUCUGCCCAGAACUGUGCCCUUGGCAAGAACCAGGACCUGGGGGCUGGCGUACAUACGAGGAGGCCUGGGGGUGCACCGUGAGGCUGUAGUGUCAUCUGGGUUAGUCCACUAGGGCUGCUGUAACAAAGUACCUCAGACUGGGCGGCUUCAACAAGAGAAAGUUCUUUCCUCACAAUUCCGGAGGUUAGAUGUCUGAGAUCAAGGUGUCGGCAGGGUUGGUUUCUCCUGAGGCCUCCGCUUGGCUGGUAGACAGCGCCUUCUCUCUGUGUCCUCAACGUGGUCUCCCCUCUGCGUGUCCGUGCCCUAAUCUCCUCUCCUUCUAAGGACACCAGUCACGUUGGAUUAGGGUCUACCCCAGUGAUCCCAUGUUAACUUAAUCACUUCUUUAAAGACCCUGUCUCCAAAUGCAGUCACAUGCAGAGGCACUGCGGGUUAGGACUUCAGCAGAGGAAUUUGGAGGAGGGACACAGUUCAGCCCACAGCACCGACUUUUACUGAGGCCCCCUAGGUGCUCAGCACUGUGGGCAUUCACACAAAGCCUCAUGACAAUCCUGAAAGGGAACCCUCGAGAUGCCCGUUGUUCAGAGGAGGCGGCUGAUGCCCAGGGCAGGGAGGUACGGUGCCCAGGUGAGUAGCAGAGCUAGGCGUCCUCAUCCUGGCCUUUUCCCCAAGCUGUAGCCACACUCCCUGCCUGGGUGUGUCCCAGGCCAGCACUGAUCUUUGUGCUACAGAGGACACCAGAGUCCCAGGAAGGCACAGGACUGGCCCAGGUCAAGCAGCCUGCACUAGCUUCUGCGCCACACACCCCAUGUCUUGGAAAAGCUGUUCCCCAGGGACACUCCUACCACACACUCCAAACCAAUAAAGUUUUCUA
Messenger RNA from Rhinolophus ferrumequinum (greater horseshoe bat), 2427 nucleotides. It is a transcript of the gene SLC25A34, whose product is annotated as solute carrier family 25 member 34. NCBI's taxonomy places the organism in Eukaryota, Metazoa, Chordata, Mammalia, Chiroptera, Rhinolophidae. The record is from RefSeq and is a predicted model, not a curated record. The coding region runs from base 208 to 1122 and encodes 304 amino acids. The transcript is spliced from 5 exons.